Molecule: messenger RNA, 4539 nt
Organism: Oenanthe melanoleuca
Lineage: Eukaryota; Metazoa; Chordata; Aves; Passeriformes; Muscicapidae
Gene: LEPR
Product: leptin receptor
Exons: 18
Coding region: 57-3422 (1121 amino acids)
Biological process (GO): cytokine-mediated signaling pathway
Cellular component (GO): membrane; external side of plasma membrane
Molecular function (GO): protein binding; cytokine receptor activity
Source: RefSeq, a predicted model, not a curated record
UGAUAAUUAGAAGCCCUGCAUUAAUUUUCUGUGUUUUUCAGGUCAAACAAAACAAGAUGCUUUGGCAAAUCAUCCCAACCACAUUUGUGCUGAUGGACUUCCUUCAGGUGGCAGCUGCCCAUUGCAUGGUCCAUCCAGUUCCUCCCAGGAAUUUCACACUGCCCUGUGUGCUGCUGAAUGAGACCUUUUUGAGCCCUUUUUCUGCUGGCAGCUGGAGGAGAGAACUUGGAGCAUCCAAAAUCAAGCCUUUAAUGAAUGAAGAAAAUUUUCUGUGUUGCCUUUGGAGUGCCAGCAACAUUGAUUGUUCUUUGUACACAGCAAGCAUGCAGGCAAGGAAGUUUAUUCCUUCAGAAAUAAAUCUCUCUGCUCCUCAGCAAAUAGAUUGGAGCUGGAACAUGGAAUGUUGGAUUAGAGGCAAGCUGGACCUGUUGGUUUGUAACCUGCAGCUUUUGAAACUUGACCUGAGAGCUGACCUGAAGGUGAAUCUUUUCUACUCUGGAUCAGAGGUGUCCCUGGGAGCUGCCUCCACACGUUCUGUGCAGGGCACGGUGAGGGAGGCUCCGUGUGACUGUGGGCACCAGGCCAGCUGUGAGUGCCUGCUGGCCUCCCCCAGCCUCAACCACACCUACCUGCUGUGGCUGCAGCUGCUGGCAGGGCCCGCAGCCCUGGGCUCCCCCCUGCUGGCCCUGCAGCCCAUGGACAUAGUGAAGCCUGAAGCCCCCGUGGAGCUGCACCUGGAGCUGGCUGAGAGGGGCCAGGUGAAGCUCUGCUGGUCCAGCCCUGCCCUGCUGCCCUUCCCUCUGCAGCACCAAGUGAGGAUCUCUGCUCCUCCAGGGCAUGGGGACAGCCAGCUGCUUCAGGUGGCUGUGGAAAGCUCAGUGGCCAUAGACAAUGCCCUGCUGGACUCUCCAUCCUCAGUGCAAGUGAGGAGCAGGAAUCUCCAUGGUCCAGGCUUCUGGAGUGACUGGAGCUCACCCUACAACCUCACUUUGGGAGCUCAAGUCCUGUACUUCCCUGCCAAGGCCCUGACCAGUGCUGGCUCCAACAUUUCAUUUCUGUGCAUCUAUAAAAACAGAACUGAGCCUGUAGAGGCCAAGGAGGUGGUUUGGUGGCUGAAUUUAGCAGAGGAAAUCCCAGCCAGCCAAUAUUCCCUUGUGAACAACCAUGUAAGCAAAGUUACUCUUUUCAACCUGGCAGCAACCCAACCCAGAGGAAGUUUCUUCUCUCAUGCUCUGUACUGUUGUCACCAAAGCAGGGAGUGUCACCACAGAUAUGCUGAAUUCUAUGUAGUAGACAUGGAUUUUAAUAUCUCCUGUGAAACUGAUGGAUACUUGACUAAAAUGACUUGCAGGUGGUCUGCAAACCCAACCACCUUGCUGCUGGGGAGUUUGCAGUUAAGAUAUUACAGGAGCCAAAUUUAUUGCUCUGAUUUUCCAAGCCUGUCUCCAAACUCAGAGGUGAAAGAAUGCCAUUUGCAGAGGAAUCAUUCCUAUGAGUGCACAUUCCAGCCCAUUUUCCUUUUAUCUGGAUAUACCCUGUGGAUAGAGUUUAAACAUUUCCUGGGAACUCUGGAAUCCUCCCCAACCUGUGUCAUUCCAGCAGAUGUGGUGAAGCCUCUCCCUCCUUCUGAGGUGGGAGCAGAGCUCAGCAGGAAUUCCUGGGGGCUGCUGAACGUCAGCUGGACCAAGCCUGUCUUUGCCAGCAGGGAUCUGACAUUCCAGAUCCGCUGGAGCCCGGGGAGCAGGGAGGAUGUUCCAUGGCAGCUAUAUGAAGUCCCAGACCCUGCAGGCAGCUGGGCUGUGAUAAAGGUGGAGCAGCUCUGUGUGGAGUACGUGGUGCAGGUGCGCUGCAGGGAGUUGGAUGGAUCUGGAUACUGGAGUGACUGGAGCAGAGCAGCCCAAACCCUGGUUCAGGACAUCAGAGCUCCCUUGCAAGGCCCAGAAUUUUGGAGGAUCAUUUCUGAGGAUCCAGCGAGGAAGCAGAGGAAUGUGACACUCCUGUGGAAGCCCCUGCUGGAGAACCACUCGUUGUGCAGUGUGAGCAGGUACAUCAUAAAGCACCAGACCCCAGGGAACACCUCCUGGGAGGAAUUUGUGGAUCAUGGCACCAGCUGGACUUUUCCAUGGGUUGAGCCAACCCACACUGUCACCAUUUUAGCCAUGAAUUCAGUUGGAAUUUCUGCAAUUAAUUCUAAUUUAACUCUAUCCCAGCAAAUGAGCACAGUGGAUGCUGUGCAAUCCCUGAGUGCUUACCUGGUGAACAGCACCUGUGUGGUUGUGGUUUGGACUCUCUGCCCCCAAAUCCCUGGGAUAAAAUCCUUUGUGAUUGAGUGGAAGAACCUGAACAAAGGGGAGCAGAUGAAGUGGCUGCAAAUUCCUCCAAAUCUCAGGAAAUAUUUUAUUUAUGAUCACUUUAUCCUGAUUGAGAAGUACCAGUUCAGCCUCUACCCUGUGUUUGCUGGAGGAGUUGGCAAAGCCAGAGCCACGGAUCAGUUUGUCAAAGGAGGAUUUGAAACUGGGAAUAGUGGCAGCCUCCACCUGGUUCUGCCAAUUGUUUUCUCCACCUCAGUUCUGCUGCUGGGAGCAGUGCUGGUUUCACACCAAAGGAUGAAGAAGCUGCUCUGGGAGGAUGUUCCCAACCCCAAGAACUGCUCGUGGGCACAGGGAGUGAAUUUCCAGCAGCCUGAAACUCUGGAGCAUCUCUUUGCCAAGCACCCCGAGCCAGUGUCCUGUGAGCCACUCCUCCUGGAGGCAGAGGUGGUGCUGCAAGACCUCAGCAUCACCAAGUGCUCAGAAAAAGAAGAGCCAGGGGAUUUUUUAGGGAUUGAUCCCACAUUUCCAAGCCCCCAGGACUCAGAGUGUGACUCAGCAUGCUCCAGCAGCCACUUCCAGAGCAGCAGCUUCCCCAGGAGCUGCCAGGAUGGAGGGAGCAGAGCUCAGUGUGACCUCAGAUACGCCACGGUCAUCAGCAAUUCCCAAUCCGGCCUCUGCCGGAGGAAAACCAACCCCAGGAGCUCUUUGGAUGGCUGCUUCCCAGGGGAGCAUUCUGUGGGGCUAGGGCCCUUCUCCAGUGCUGCUUGGCAGGUUGGGAGUGCAUUCCUGGUGUUCCCUGCCCAGCCCAGCAGGGCUCAGUCCCUGGUUUCCUCAGAGGGAUUCUCAGAGCCUCUGGAUGGAGCUUUGCCAGGCAGUGCUGAGAGGAGCCUGUAUUACCUGGGGAUAACAUCCCUGGAAAAGGGACAGAGGGACCUCUUCCUGGAGAAAAACUCCACAGAUCUGCUCACAGAGGGGGUGCUUCUGCAGCACAUCCCAGCAAAUGUCAAGGAGCUCAUCCAGAGCAGCCUCAAGCCCAAAGCCACCGUUCCCUACGUUCCACAGUUCCGGGUGGCUACAGCCAAAGGGCAGGAGGCCACGGAGAAAAAGUGACAGAAUCACCCCCAAAUUCCACAUUCCUCAAGUUUUUCCAGGUCUUAAUGCAUUCCUCUGUCUCCCCUCUCUUGAUUUAUCCAGCUUGUUCUGGUUUUAGGCUUCACCUGGAGCACCCAAGGGUGAGAGAGCUGAUCCAAGGCCCGGAAUAUUUCUGUGCCAUUUCCUUGGGAAUGAUUUCUGACAUGGAGUCAGCCUGGAUGUGGUUGGAAGGAAUGGAUCAAGGAGUGAAAGGCAGGAAGAGGAUCCAAAUUCCUGUGUCUCCAUUAAUUGGAUAAAUGGUGUAUUUGAAGUAAAGUAUGCACAUUUCAUUGUUGAACACAAGAUUGCAAAUGGUGCAGUUUUACACUGACACCUCUUCCCAAGCUCUUUCCUAGGAUUCCCUGGGAGAAAAGACAGGAAUUGGAUCCUGCAUUUUUGGUUUUGGGGGUCAGAACUGUCUGUAUGGCCUUGGAGAAGUCACUUUGUCUCUACAACCCUGCCAGGAAGCCUCAGGUGGGAGGAAAUCAGGUCUGAAUUUUCUGGGAGAAGCAGGAAAACAAGCCCACUUACAUUUGCAAGCCAAAGCUAUUUUUUAUUUGUUUUUAUUUCAUAGUUCACAAGUAUUUUUCUACACCUGCCUUUUCAGAGGACUAUUUUGAGGAGUGAAGGAGGAUGAAUUCAUUGUGUAUUCCAAAGAAUAAAUUUCUGUCAAACUUCAGAGAGACAAAACCAAAAGGGCAAAACUGAUGUUAAAAACCAAAGCAAGGGUGAAUUUAAACCCAGCUUAAUACAAAACCCCACUGCUGGUUUUUGUUAAGCUGCUGACCUGCCUCUUAUGGGGCUCUUUGAUUCUGGAUGUGACACAGGUCUGAUGUUCUGGUUUACAAAAUAUUGUGUAGGGUGAGGAAUUAAAACCUGUUUUGUGUUAGGAACCAAAAUUUGUCACUGAGAUUGGAGAAAAACCUGCAGGAUCCUGUGGCAUUCCAGGCUGAUGCUGGGUUCAGGAUUCACUUCCUGCUGUUGGGAAGGGACAGGAGAGCCCAGUUCUCUGGAGAAUGGAAUGGUCCUUUCAUGGAAGUGUCCAGAAAAACGAUUUGGUUGUGUUUGAAAAGCAUCUUUCUCCAGAAAUAAAAAG